GCGAGGUUGCCAGAUACUGUUUAUUGCGUGGGCGUUUCUCCUAUAUUAAAUCCAUAUCUCAGACGUCACGUUAUCUAUGUUAGAGAAUCUCAAGGCUUGAUUUUAUACUCAUUGUGAAAAAAAUAAUAAUAAAUAUUUAAAAAAAAAUAAGCAGCCUUCGUCUUGCGGAUAAAUAUACGAAGUGGUAACUGAUACUAGAGUAGCGAGUGGUUCAGGAUACAUAAAAACACGGCUGAGCAAGAAUCAGUCACUGAACUUAUAGUACCUGCUGCUAGCAAAACAAACCCUGAGCAAGAUGAUUUCCGUACGAGCUGCUCUGGUCGUCGUGGCCCUGAUCGCCCUCGUGUCCGUGGCCUUCGCGAUGCCAGGCUACGGAGGCUACGUCAGGCCGUCCUACCACGGCUCAGUCGGCUACGGCCGACCCUCCUACGGAUACAACAGGCCUUACGGACAUCGCUGGUGAGGCAGCGGACGCCGACGCUACGAUUCCUCAAGAGCCUGAAGCAGCAGGACGAUUCUGACAGGAAUCAAGGAAGCUUAAGAAGAGCGAUGGAAUCAUCUGGCAUGAUUGGCAGCUGUUAAUGCGUUGUUAAAUAUAUUAUUGUUUUGUAUGUGUGUGUUUAAUAUUUUUUAAAGAGAAUAUUGAAUUAGUGAUUCUGUUAUCGAAGGAAAUGUACCAAAGUGACGAUACUUCAUAAUAAAGAAGUAGAAAGAGA
This is a messenger RNA of Penaeus monodon (black tiger shrimp), 716 nucleotides long. Its product is annotated as neuropeptide-like protein 31. The record is from RefSeq and is a predicted model, not a curated record. Lineage: Eukaryota; Metazoa; Arthropoda; Malacostraca; Decapoda; Penaeidae.